UUUCAUCCAUUUCACAUGGAGGCUAACAAGCGAGAAAUUGUGGAUUUCGGUGGGCUGAGAUCCUACUUUUUCCCAAAUUUGGCCCACUACAUCACGAAGAAUGACGAAGAACUGUUCAACAAUACAUCUCAGGCCAAUAAGUUGGCUGCUUUCGUGUUGGGAGCUUCCAAAGACGCUCCUGGAGACGAAGACAUUUUGGAGAUGAUCUUGCCGAACGACGCUAACGCUGCCGUUAUUGCUGCUGGCAUGGACGUUUGUCUUCUUCUCGGAGAUAAAUUUCGUCCGAAAUUUGAUGCUGCUGCUGAGAAAUUGUCAGGAUUGGGACAUGCUCAUGAUCUGGUUUCUGUCAUCGAUGACGACAAGAAGCUCGGAAUGCUCGCCCGUAAGGCCAAGCUGAAGAAGACUGAAGACGCUAAGAUUCUUCAAGCUCUUCUCAAAGUAAUCGCAAUCGAUGAUGCCGCCGAAAAGUUUGUUGAGCUCACGGAACUUGUCAGCCAACUGGAUCUGGACUUUGAUGUUUAUGUCCUAACUAAAAUCCUCGGACUUAUCUCUGAGGAGACUAGCGACGAGGUCGACAUUAUCCGUGAUAACGUCGUCAACGCAUUUGAUAGCUGCAAGCCGUUGUUGAAACAGUUGAUGUUGGAUGGUCCGAAAUCUGAACCUGCCGAUCCAUUCAUUAGUCUCCUCAUGGAUCCACUCGAAGAGUCUGUUGGGAAAGUUGUGAACCAUAUCGCUCAACUUUUCGAGGAAGCGAGUAAAAAUGAAGGAGACGAGUCACUUGUCUUGAGAUCUCAACUCGGAUAUCAGCUCUUUUUCCUUAUCGUUCGUUCACUUGCAGAUGGAAAGCGCGAGGUUUCCAAGAAAAUCCUCUCUGGGAUUCCUACGAGUGUCAGAGCGGAAGUCUUUCCAGGAUUGCAAAGAAGUGUCUACAAGAGUGCGGUGUUCCUCGGCAAUCACAUCAUCCAAGUUCUUUUAGGAUCUAAGAAGUCUUUUGAGGAUUGGGAUGUUGUUGGAGUCGCGAAAGACUUGGAGAGCGCCUGGAAAAGACGAGCCAUUGCGGAACUUAUCAAGAAGUUCCAAGUCUCAAUUCUAGAGCAAUGCUUCGAUAAGCCCGUUCCACUGAUUCCUCAGAGUCCACUAAACAAUGAUGCGGUGAUCGAUAAUGUGAAUAAAGCUCUACAGUUUGCACUGUGGCUUACAGAGUUUUACGGAUCCGAGAAUGAGACUGAAGCGCUGGGCGAGCUUCGUUUCUUGGAUUCCACUUCAAAAAAUCUUCUCGUCGAUAGCUUCAAGAAAUUUGUUCAAGGAAUCAACUCGAAGACUCAUGUCACUCGAAUUGUUGAAUCACUGGAGAAGUGUUGUUUGUCCGAUACACCAAGUGGCAGAAAGAGCAAUGUGCAACCAUCCACUUCCCAACAGCAGGAUUCCGCCUACACGAAAGAGGAAAUGACGACGGUUCACAACACAUACAGCGUAAAUACUAAAGCUCAAGUUCUCAACGGUCUCAGUGAUACCAAUUCUUCCGGGUUACUUGUCGAUUCAAAGGAUUCACUCAGUCUUCAGGAGAUUUCUUGUGACGAAGUGGAUUCUUCGACUUUGCUAAGCUCAUCAAGAAACAUUGGAGAAGGUGUUACUGUAAAAGCGGUCGAUCCUGUCCCAGAAAAGGUUAACGAUGCACAACAACAGCAAACAGUUAACGAGAUCGAGAUGGCUUCGGAUGCCAAUCAAGAUACUUCUUCAAGUGCUUCGCCAGAAGUAGCGCCAAGUUUUUCCACCGAUGGCUGGGAUUCUCCAACGAAAUCAGUAGCUCUGCCACCGGGCAUGCAGCAGAUAGAUGAAGAGGAAACCACAGUUGCUGACAAAGAUUCUACACCACAACCACAAGCUCGUGCUGAAACUGCAUGGGGGUCAGGCGACGCUACUCCAAUGCCUCUUCCUGCCCCGACUAAUCAAUACAAAGUCAGUGGAUUUGGGGAAGCCAAAGUUGCAAAAGGAUUCGGUCAAUUUGCUCCCACCAGUUCAGCUUAUGGAGGAGGAGGUGGUCGCGGAGGAUAUGGCGGUGGAGACCGUGGAGGCAGAGGUGGAUACGGCGGAGAUCGUGGAGGUAGAGGUGGAUACGGCGGGGGAGACCGCGGAGGACGAGGUGGAUACGGCGGAGAUCGUGGACGUGGUGGUUACGGGGGUCGUGGUGGACGCGGAGGUUUCUAAACUCCAACUAUUGAAUGUUUAAUUUGUUUUUUAAGUAUACACUUCUUGUAUACUUACACGUUUUACGCACAUUAUUUAUUCUAACAAUCUUGUUGUAAAAUCCCUAAAACCUUGACUGUCAUUUAUUAUUUAUUCAACCUGUUUUUCCUUGUUCCCGGUAAAUGUUUGAACUAGA
Messenger RNA from Caenorhabditis elegans, 2383 nucleotides. RefSeq names its product Guanyl-specific ribonuclease pgl-1 (gene pgl-1). The coding region runs from base 16 to 2208 and encodes 730 amino acids. Gene Ontology annotation, molecular function: ribonuclease T1 activity. The transcript is spliced from 8 exons. The record is from RefSeq and is marked reviewed. NCBI's taxonomy places the organism in Eukaryota, Metazoa, Nematoda, Chromadorea, Rhabditida, Rhabditidae.